UUAAUUUGGCUGUUUUAUUUCCCCUACGUAAUGAGAAUUGCUUUGGCUACUCAAAGGAGUCCAGACUGAUGUUUCCUGGACUUUUCUUCAUGGCCACCCUCAUGCUCCCAAGAUGACUAUCAGAGCCUCACCCAAUCAAGAAAAGAGAAUGGGAAAAGGGGCUGCUGGUCAGCUCAGUCAUCCCCUUUAAAGGAGCAUUCUGGUUGCCCCUCUUCCACAACUCCUGCUUACAUUUCAUUGGUCAGAAUUGUGUCACAUGACAGCCAUAGCUGCAAGGGAGUCUGGGAAAUGUAACUUGGCACAUAUCUCUCUCAAAUCAGGUCCUUUUGACCUUUACAGAAUAACCCCGGCUUUGCAACUCUCUCCUCCCUUCAGGACCGGAUGCAACUCUCUCCUAUGCUAUCAAAACGCCUGCUUGAGGCAGCGCAGGCUCCCAGGCCUCAGAGAGGCCCUCACAAAACAUUUCGCAAAGACGGGACACUCAGGUCAAAAAUGUAACAACCCCCUCCCAUACACUAAACACACAAAAUCACGUCGCAGGUGGGGGCAAGGUAAAGAAGAGGUGCAGCAGGAUGCACGAGGUACACAGGGUGGUCAGCGCUUACAGCACACCUCAAGAAUACCUCCGGGCACACCCACCUGGGAGCGCUGAACUGUCAGGGGUGCGAGCCAGCAGAGGGGCCUGAGGGCAGCCCGAUGCGCAUGUGCACUCCCUCCCUUUCCCCAUCCCGCCACUGGGACCUGGGGGAGCAUCUCCUUCCCUGUCAGAGCGGCGGUUGGGGUCCCAACGCCACCGGCCUUCCUGGAACUGAGAGACCUGCAAUCUCCAUCUCUGCAACCUCCGUCUCUGCAACCUCCGGCCGCCUUUGUGAGAACAGCCUGCUGUCCACAUCUCUUCCCUGAGCUGCCCGCUUGGAGCCAUGGCACAGCCGACAAAGCCUGACAUGUUUGAUUUGGGCCUGGGUACCUGGAGCCCUAGAUCCCGGGAGCAGAGCCACAGGGCUUGGGGGGCACCCUCCAAGGGUGUAGGCAAGAAGCUGCCCGAGUACAAGGCGGUGGUGGUGGGCGCAAGUGGUGUGGGAAAGAGUGCACUGACCAUCCAGCUGAACAACCAGUGCUUUGUGGAAGAUCAUGACCCCACCAUCCAGGAUUCCUACUGGAAGGAGAUGGCCCUAGACCACGGAGGCUGCAUUCUGAAUGUGCUGGACACAGCAGGGCAGGCCACUCAUCAGGCCCUGCGUGACCAGUGUUUGGCGAUUGGCGAUGGUGUGCUGGGUGUCUUCGCCCUCGAUGACCCCUCAUCUCUAGCCCAGCUGCAGCAGAUGCGGGCCACCUGGGGCCCACACCACAUCCAGCCCCUUGUCCUUGUGGGCAACAAAUGUGACCUUGUGACCACCACUGGAGAUGCUCAUGCCGCUGCUGCAGCCCUUGCGAAGAGCUGGGGGGCCCCUUUCAUAGAGACCUCAGCCAAGACACGCCAGGGUGUGGUGGAGGCCUUUUCCCUACUUAUCCAUGAGAUCCAAAGGGUCCGGGAGGCCAUGGCAAAAGAGGCCACGGCAGGGCCAGGUGGGGAUAAAGGCCGGCACCAGAAAGCCAUGUGCCACUGUGGCUGCUCUGUGGCCUGA
Dama dama (fallow deer) is the source of this 1625-nucleotide messenger RNA. RefSeq names its product ES cell expressed Ras (gene ERAS). Gene Ontology annotation, molecular function: GTP binding; GDP binding; GTPase activity. The transcript is spliced from 3 exons. Gene Ontology annotation, cellular component: plasma membrane. Gene Ontology annotation, biological process: Ras protein signal transduction. Bases 921 to 1625 code for a protein of 234 amino acids. The record is from RefSeq and is a predicted model, not a curated record. NCBI's taxonomy places the organism in Eukaryota, Metazoa, Chordata, Mammalia, Artiodactyla, Cervidae.